GUUUUCCAAUCUUCUGCGCAUGCGGACGCACGACCAAUCCGCACCGCUGGGGCCCGAGCAGAUGCGGUCCCAGGACCUCGAGAAGUGUCUGGCAUGGUUCGCCUUGUCUGGGCCUCCCGGGGGCGCUCCUCGUCACAGCGGCUGGACUCUCCUCGGAGUCCUGACCAGAACGCGGUCUGGAGGCUUGGUCAGCCUCGUCUGGCCACGCCAGCCGGACCAUCUAAAGGGAAACCAGCCUUCAAAAUGCAGGUCCGACCUCCCUUGUGGAGACGGUUUUCCUAUCAUUCUGGAAGCGCUUUGCCUCCACACUGGAAGUUCAACCUCCAAGUUUGACAUGUUCGAUCCUCUGAGCAGUCUCGCGGGGCGGCGGAGGCGCGGAGGCCUCCGGGCCAGAGAGAGUCGAAAGGGCCGAGGGGACGAGGAGGAGGAGGAGGAGGAGCAGGAGGAGGAGGAGCGGCGAACAGACGAAAAGGAACAAUCCAUCCAGGGGGCACAGGAGACAAUGCGACCCUGAGGAGGGCAGGGAGGCCACCCAGAAGGCACAUGCGGACCGAGGCGAGGCGGCCUGUGCCCCGCAAUCGCUUUGCUGCACUGCCGGGCGGCCCGGCCGCCCGCUCGACCAAGCUGGCGGCUCCUGAGGCGGCCGGACGGGCGCGCGAAGCCUUCGCCGCAGGCUGCCAAAGAUUCGCAGUCCUAGCCAGGAUUGCGAAGGGGAUAGCAAGGCUGAGGGGGUGCUGAGAAGACGGAGGAGGAGGAAGAGGCGGAACGAGGAGGAAUGAAGACUGGGAGGGACGGAGAAG
This is a messenger RNA of Prorocentrum cordatum, 800 nucleotides long. The record is from the annotation of a GenBank genome assembly. Lineage: Eukaryota; Dinophyceae; Prorocentrales; Prorocentraceae.